Messenger RNA from Staurois parvus, 497 nucleotides. The record is from the annotation of a GenBank genome assembly. Lineage: Eukaryota; Metazoa; Chordata; Amphibia; Anura; Ranidae.
AUCAGCUUCAGGUGUUUGGCUGACUGCAGGGGUGAGUCUCUGAUUGCUGAGAGCACCCGCUGGCCAGCCCUGGUACUGCAGCCCACAAGGCAGGUGAGUCCCACCAUUAUUGGCAAGUCCAUUCCUGACAGUACCCCCCUCAAGGAGCGGCCUCAGGACGCUCCAAACAGUCCUAGCUGGGCAAAAUGUUCCACCGCCCGGGUCCGGUAACGGCCGGUGCGCCGGACAGAGGCACAUCGGGCUGGACGCCGGACAGAGGCACAUCGGGCUGGACGCCGGACAGAGGCACAUCGGGCUGGACGCCGGACAGAGGCACAUCGGGCUGGACGCCGGACAGAGGCACAUCGGGCUGGACGCCGGACAGAGGCACAUCGGGCUGGACGCCGGAUUACCAGGCGGAGCGGCAGGCACCGGGCCCCCAGGCGGGGCGGUGGGCACCGAGUCAUCUGGCAAGACCGCGGGCACCGAGUCAUCUGGCAAGACCGCGGGCACCGAGU